GAUUGAAAAUGUUUGUUUUUACAAAAUUGUGGAUAGUUAUUCUAUGUUUUGUUCAAGUGACAAUCAGUGCAAGAAUCUUAAUUUUAUGUACAGCACCAUCCAUAAGCCAUCAUUUAUUUUAUCGCAAAAUAAUCAGGGAACUGUCGUUAAAUGGACAUGAAGUUGUUUCCAUUACGCCAGAUCCCAUGAAUGAUGCAACUUUAACGAAUUUAACAGAAAUUGAUAUUCACAAUGAAACUUAUGGUGCUUUCAGUGCAAGGCAGAUUUUGGAGGAGAGUAAAAGCGAACCAAAAAGUAUCGUGAAUAUGUUUAGAAAAUAUUUACCAAUAGCUGGCGUGGAAUUAUCUCACAGAGUAUUAAAUUCAUCAAAAGUAAAGGAAUUAAUUACAAAUCCUAAUGAACAUUUCGAUGUAUUUAUAAAUGAAUUGUUUAUGACGAAUGCUCAUUUUUUCGCUUUUAAAGAACACUUUAACUGCCCAGCAAUUGCAAUUUCAUCUGUUGAUGCAGUACCAAACGUAAGGGACGCAAUUGGUAAUCCGCCACAUCCAAAUUAUUACGGCAGUGUGUUGAUUAAAGGUGGUUCAAAACUGACUUUUUGGGAACGCUUAGAACUACUAUGGCUGAAUGUUGACUUCAGAAUGUAUUAUUUUUGGGAUUACCUUCCAGAGGCAAAUAAAAUAAUAAAAAAACAUUUCAAAAUCAAAACCAACGAUGCUUGGGAACUAGAAAAGUCGGUUGAUUUAGUAUUAGCUAAUGCAAAUCCAAUAUUCAAUAUUCCUCAGCCUCUUGUUCCUAAUUAUAUACAGAUAGGUGGCUACUACGAACGUAAACACAUACCACUUCCACAGGAUUUAAAAGAAUUUUUGGACAAUUCUCCAAAUGGUGUAGUGUAUUUUAGUUUGGGAUCUAAUAUACAAAGUGGAAAUUUACCAAAUAAAAUUAAAAAAAGUAUCUUAGAAGCAUUUGACCAAAUACCAUAUAAUAUCAUAUGGAAAUUCGAUAAAGAAAACUUAGCUGAUAUAUCAUCAAAUGUGUUGCUGAAAAAAUGGUUACCACAGCCAGAUUUGUUAGAUCAUCCAAAUGUAAAAGCGUUUAUAACUCAUGGUGGUAUUCACUCAGUAGAAGAAGCCAUUGAUAGUGGUGUUCCAAUUAUUGGCGUUCCAUUUGGUGCAGAUCAAGAUUUCAACAUUUACAGAGUGGUAGAUCUGGAAAUUGGGAGAGAACUUCAAUUAGAAGACAUAACCACUGAAUCAUUAGUUAAAGCAAUUACGGAUGUUGUAAACAAUCCGAAGUAUAAAAAUAAUAUAAAGAAACUGUCAGAGCUGAAUAGAGAUCAAAUAAUUAAACCUUUGGAUCGUGCUAUUUGGUGGAUUGAAUACGUAAUCAGACAUAAAGGUGCUAAACAAUUACGCAGUCCAGCAGCUGAUUUACCGUGGUAUAAGUUUCUUUUAUUAGAUAUUAUUGGAUUCGUUGUAGGAACUCUUGUUUUAUCUACUAUCGCAUUUAUUUAUUUAAUAAAAAUAAUUUUAAGGUUGCUUAUUUUUAGAAACUUAAAAAAUAAAACGGAAUGACAUCAUUUUAAUGAUAUAGAAUAGGAUAGUAUAGAAUAGAUUAUAUAUUUAUUGUAUUUAAAGCCCAAUGGCCUUCUACAAUGGUCAGUAACAAGACAGAAAAAAAAUUAGUAAAAGAAACAUAAAUACAUAUUACUUUUUUUUUUUUUUUACU
Chrysoperla carnea is the source of this 1725-nucleotide messenger RNA. RefSeq names its product UDP-glucosyltransferase 2-like. The record is from RefSeq and is a predicted model, not a curated record. Bases 9 to 1571 code for a protein of 520 amino acids. Lineage: Eukaryota; Metazoa; Arthropoda; Insecta; Neuroptera; Chrysopidae. The transcript has 3 exons. Gene Ontology annotation, molecular function: UDP-glycosyltransferase activity.